CCCAAAGCUAGGGCCGAUUCUCUUCAAGCAGAUUUUCAACAAAGAAGGCGAUUAUACGGUGUGCACUCUACUAUGAAUGUCUCAGAGGAGACAGAGGAGAAGGUCCAUCCCUCUGAAACCUCUCUGUCUGGAGAACAUGGCAGCCAGACCACAGACACAAGCCCAGUCCAGCAGGAGAGACCAGGCUCCCCUGUACCCAGCUGUGCGUCCAUGAAAAGUGAUCAUUCCAGAAGGUCACCUAUUGAGUUUAAAGAUGGACACCACUCAACUGAACAAAGAAUCUACCAGCAGAAGUCCAAGGUCUUCCAUGGUCAGUCUGCCCAGAAGCAUAAAACAGACCUGCACUCCAUAUUUAUGCUUCUUGAGGAGAACAUUGUCAGUUUUGUGAAGAAGGAGCUGAAAAAAUUCCAGAGGUCUCUGAGUCCAGAUUACUCAGAAUGCUUCGAGAGGCAGGAGGAGGAUGAGGAGGUGGUGGAUGGCCAGGAGGAAGAGCAGAGGAGGAGCAGCAGAGAGGCUUUUCUACAGAUCACACUGCACUUUCUGAGGAGAAUGAAGCAGGAGGAGCUGGCUGACUCUCUGUGGAGCAUAGCUCUUGCUGCAGUGUGCCAAUGUGAACUCAAAUCAAACCUGAAGAAGAAGUUUGAGUGUGUGUUUGAGGGAAUUGCUAAAGCAGGAAACCCAACACUUCUGAACCAGAUCUACACAGAGCUGUACAUCACAGAGGGAGGGAGCGGAGAGGUCAACAGUGAACACGAAAUCAGACAGAUUGAAAGAGCACGCAGGAAAUCAGCAAGACCAGAGACAACAAUCACAUGUCAAAACAUCUUUAAACCUUUACCUGCAGUAUAUAAACCAAUCAGAACACUGGUGACAACAGGAGUGGCUGGCAUUGGGAAAACAGUCUUAACACAGAAGUUCACUCUGGACUGGGCUGAACACAAAGCCAACCAGCAUGUACACUUCACAUUUCCAUUCACCUUCAGAGAACUGAAUCUGCUGAGAGGGAGAAAGUUCAGCUUGGUGGAACUUCUUCAUCACUUCUUUACUGAGACCAAAGAAGCAGGAAUCAGCAGGUUUGAUCAGUUCCAGGUUGUGUUGAUCUUUGACGGUCUGGAUGAGUGUCGACUUCCUCUGGACUUCAACAACAACCAGAUCCUGACUGAUGUUACACAGUCCACCUCAGUUGACGUUCUGCUGACAAACCUCAUCAGGGGGAACCUGCUUCCCUCUGCUCGCCUCUGGAUAACCACACGACCUGCAGCAGCCAACCAGAUCCCUCCUGAGUGUGUUGACAUGGUGACGGAGGUGAGAGGCUUCACUGACCCCCAGAAGGAGGAAUACUUCAGGAAGAGAUUCAGAGGUGAGAAGCAGGCCAGCAGAAUCAUCUCCCACAUCAAGACGUCACGAAGCCUCCACAUCAUGUGCCACAUCCCAGUCUUCUGCUGGAUCACUGCUACAGUUCUGGAGGACAUGUUGAAAACCAGACAGAGAGGAGACCUGCCCAGGACCCUGACUGAGAUGUACAUCCACUUCCUGUUGGUUCAAUCCAAAGUACAGAAUGUCAAGUAUCAUGGAAGAGCUGGGACAGAUCCACUUUGGACCAGAGAGACCAAGGAGAUGAUCAUGUCUCUGGGCAAACUGGCUUUUGAGCAGCUGGAGAAAGGCAACCUGAUCUUCUAUGAAGCAGACCUGGCAGAGUGUGGCAUUGAUAUCAGAGCAGCCUCAGUGUACUCAGGAGUGUUCACACAGAUCUUUAAAGAGGAGCGUGGGCUGCACCAGAACAGGCUUUACUGCUUUGUGCAUCUGAGCAUUCAGGAGUUUCUGGCUGCUUUGCAUGUAUAUGUGUUAUUCAUCAACACUGGAGUCAAUCUGCUGUCAGAAGAACAAUCAGUGUUCUGGUGGCCUACAUUCUUAACAACAACAUCCAAGGAAAAUGACCUCCUCCAGAAUGCUGUGGACAAGGCUGUAGAGAGUCCAAAUGGACAUCUGGAUCUGUUCCUCCGCUUCCUUCUGGGUCUUUCACUUCAGACCAAUCAGACUCUCCUACGAGGCCUGCUGACACAGAAAGGAAGUAGCUCACAGACCACUCAGAAGACAGUCCAGUACAUCAAGGAGAAGAUUAGGGAGCUUCCUUCUCCAGAGAGAAGCAUCAACCUGUUGCACUGUCUGAAUGAACUGAAUGACCACUCUCUAGUGGAGGAGAUCCAACAGUACCUGAGAUCAGGAAGUCUGUCCACAGACAAACUGUCUCCUGCUCAGUGGUCAGCUCUGGUCUUCAUCUUGCUGUCAUCCGAGGAAGAGUUGGACGUGUUUGACCUGAAGAAAUACUCCACUUCAGAGGAAGCUCUUCUUAAGCUGCUGCCAGUGGUCAAAGUCUCCAAUAAAUCUGUGCUGAGUAGCUGUAAACUUUCAGAAAGAAGCUGUGAGGCUCUGGCUUCAGUUCUCAGCUCCCAGUCCUCUAGUCUGAGAGAGCUGGACCUGAGUAACAACCAGCUGCAGGAUUCAGGAGUGAAGCUGCUCUCUGCUGGACUGGAGAGUCCACAUUGUAGACUGGAAACUCUGAGGCUGUCAGGCUGUCUGGUCACAGAGGAAGGCUGUGCUGCUCUGGCCUCUGCUCUGAGCUCCAACCCCUCCCACCUGAGAGAGCUGGACCUGAGCUACAAUCAUCCAGGAGACUCAGGAGUGAAACUGCUCUCUGCUGGACUGGAGGAUCCAACCUGGAGACUGGAGUUUCUCAGAGUGGACCAUGGUGGAGUGCAGAGAUUGAAAUCAGGCCUGAAGAAGUAUGCCUGUGAAGUCACACUGGAGUCAAACACAGCACACAGAACCCUUUCUCUGUCAAAGGACAAGAGGAAGGUGACCGCGGUGAAAGAGAAGCAGCCGUAUCCUGAUCACCCACAGAGGUUUGACCACUGGAAACAGGUGCUGAGCACGGAGGGCCUGACUGGACGCUGCUAUUGGGAGGUCGAGAGGAAAGGAGAGGUUCAUGUUGGAGUGGCAUACAAAGGAAUCAAAAGGACAGGAAAGGAUGAUGACUGUCUUCUUGGACAGAACGACAAGUCCUGGAGUCUGUUAUGCUCUACUAAGUUAGGAGUGUAUCUGGACUGGCCUGCUGGCACUCUGUCCUUCUACAGAGUCUCCUCUGACACACUGACCCACAUCCACACCUUCAGAACCACUUUCACUGAACCCCUUUACCCUGCAUUUGGGUUUGGGGUUUGGUCAUCAGGCUCAUUAGCAUUUCUGCGUCAAACAGAGUAGAGUCACCACUUUUGCAUUGCAAGUAUGGAAGCUGAGAGGGCAAUUCUCCUCGCAAUUGUAGCCGAAGAACUGUCUGAGCAGGACAUUACUUUCAAUAGAUCCUUAAUAAUAUGGGCACUGCAAAAGACCUUUGACAUCACUGCUACUGUUUUAGCCAUCAGACGCAGGAGCAGUGUAAUGAAGGCCCUCUUCAUUACUAAGUGUUCUGUGCAUCUUAUAGUACAUUUUCUGGAGUUAGGUGGUAAAGGAAAUAAGACACAAACUAAAUUAUUUUUAUUGAAAUUCUGUUUGUUGUGUUUUGUAGAUUUUUGGGUGAGUGAUUGAAGGCCAGCCUGUAAAACAAACAAACAUACAUUUAGUGUGGAUAGUUUGGGUAAUGCCAUGUGCUCAUUGUGUGUGAUUGUUCAAUUGUGCAUUCACUUACCUUUCCCUGUGUUCCAAUACCCAUACUACCAUACUAUUUAGUAUGCAAAAAAAGAAGAAUUCACUGAUAUAGCAACUUGAAAUCCAUAAUGGAGCACUAUCAUUUUAAAUCAUGGAGGCUUAAAUACAGGCUGAUGUUGAUUGGAUAACACCUCUGACACACCCACAAAACGGAGGACUGUGGAAGGGGGGGUGUUGUGGGAAGGACUUUCUUGUGGUGUGAUGACACGCAAGUGAUGGACAGUGAAAUGCGGUUGUCGUUUCACUGAUGGAGCUUUACCUGUCAUAUACCUUUACCUGUCGUGUUAGAGUUUAUGUUUUGGUGUGUUUGUUUUCAUGAAAAAUAUACAACCUCAGUAAACGCAGUUCUGUCCAAACAUCAAUUAAUUUGUUCAUCAGAAUUAUCCCGUAUAUAUUUUUUUUGGUAAUUAUCACUAUACAUUUAGGUUGAUUGUUACACAUAUAUAUGUUAAAACUAUCAUUAUCUGCUGUCGAGUAAUGAAUGAAUGAAUGAAUAUGUUUAUUUUGAUCACAGCAGCACAACAAAUUAAACAUAAUUAAAGAAUUAAAGAAAAUGAAUAUGGCUGGUCGAAAAGGGUUUUUGGCUGAAGCAAAAGCUUAUGGCUGCCGAACCCUUGUAAUCAAUUUCAUUUCUCUACGCAGAUAAGAUAUUAAUGAUAGUAAUAUGGAUGAGUAGUAUUUUAACCGCCAUGUAGGAAUGUAGGUGUGCUAAAUACUAUAUUCAAUACAUGGUGAGACUCCCGUAAGAGCUUAGGGUCCUAUUAUGUACUGUAGUU
Myripristis murdjan (pinecone soldierfish) is the source of this 4481-nucleotide messenger RNA. RefSeq names its product protein NLRC3-like. Lineage: Eukaryota; Metazoa; Chordata; Actinopteri; Holocentriformes; Holocentridae. The record is from RefSeq and is a predicted model, not a curated record. Gene Ontology annotation, molecular function: protein binding.